This is a messenger RNA of Aphanomyces astaci, 885 nucleotides long. RefSeq lists its product as hypothetical. Bases 1 to 885 code for a protein of 294 amino acids. Lineage: Eukaryota; Oomycota; Saprolegniomycetes; Saprolegniales; Verrucalvaceae. The record is from RefSeq and is a predicted model, not a curated record. The transcript has 5 exons.
AUGGCACGACGAGGACCAAGGCUUCCGCAAUUGCCGCCUUGCAAACACACACCCAAUGCUCUAACCGGCGCCGACGAGGACGAGAUUGCUUCCAUCGAAGCGUUUACAUCGUCUAUGGAAGACAAUUACUUUAACGCAAUGGUCGAACGUUCCAACACGAAUGCACAGGACGCAUGUCCAAGUGAAUCCACGGAUGCCAGCAAUCAUGACGAUGAUGGCAUUGCACCAUCAGGCGACCAAGCGACUACUUUGAAGAAUAUGACGCCAAUGAAAUCGAUGCAGACUCGGCGUCCCACAGCUCAAGCGACGACGAUUCUCUUAGAGACAUUUCAGACCAAACUAGCCCAUGCGUUUUCAAUUCAAUUGAUGGAGCAUACUAUCGCGUUUCGAAGCAAGGGCGUGGUGUAUCAAACUAUCUUCGACGUUUUCCUGGGCAACAUCUCGACUAACAUAAAGGAUGUUGCGUACCACCAAUUUAUCGAUGCGUCGCGACAAUUUGCAGCCGUGCCAUACCUCUUGCGGCGUGGGGAGAUUGUUGUCAAGGCGGACGAGCCGUUCCCCAAGCCUGUUUGUCCUGCAUGCGCCGGGGACGGAACGACUUCUGCAAGCCCAAUUAUAGCGACAACGGACGGAUUUGCUUCGGCGACGAAGUUAUCUGCCCGCCAGGGUGGUGCUGGUGACUAUGGCUCAUAUGGUUGGCCCGGUGGAGUUUUCAUGGAACCAAUACCAGAUAAUGGUUCGGCCAAGCGCAAGGCAACCACAAUGUCGGGAUGUUCAUCGCAGCUACAAGCCGGAAAGGUUUUAAAGGAGCUGCUUCAGAACGACAUGAACAUGAUUAGGGCCAUGAGCGAACGAACAGCCGACUAUCCCGUAGCAUUGGACUGA